CAAAAGAAACCGCGCAGGAAGUGAAUGAGUAUAGCUUCCGGUUCAACGUGAGGUCAAAAUGCUCCCUUUGAAUGGAACCCCUCGUUUGUUAUUUUCAGUCUUUUGUCGACUCCGAAACCCUAAUAAGUCUGCAGCGUUGACGAGCGUGGCGUCCUUGCGCGAGCCGCUCGUCAACAUUGAUAAUCCAUACGAGGAGCCGCGGAAAGGUUGCGUGCUUUGCGACGUGACCGUCGACUUCAAGAACGUUCAGCUUUUGUCGCAGUUCAUCUCGCCGCACACGGGACGGAUAUACGGACGCCACCUUACUGGCUUGUGUGGACGCAAACAGAAAGAAAUCUCUAAAGCCAUCAAGAAGGCACACUCCAUGGGUUUCAUGUCGGUGACCCACAAACAUCCCGAGUUCAUGCGUGACCCCAACAUCUGCGGCAUCAAACAUGUGGAUUAGCCCCGCCUCCUCUUUUCUGUUAUUGGACAAUAAAUGUCUGUCGGAACUGGUUUGUCAUUUUCUCGGCGGGGGGCGGAGCUUCACAUGGGCCACGGGGCGGGCGUCCAGCGUCAGCGUGUUCGUGGCAAAGAUCGGCGAGUGGGUGAAGAGCGCUCGGACUGCCAGCUGGAGGCAGUAGUUCCUUUUGGGCACAGGAGGGCCCUCUGUUGGAAGCAAACGGGAUGUGCAUUUCAUUAUCUGUCGACAAUAAUUCAUAUUUUAGAGACAUUCUGAAGGUCAAAUGAAGCUUCAUGAAGCUUUGCGGCCAAUUUACCUUUCGCAAACUCCGCCCCCCGAACAGCAAUUGACCAAUCAUACGUCCUAGCAACAUCAUAGAGCGAGCAUAAUUCGUCAAACUCUCGGAUGCCCCGUUGUCUAAUUGAUUCAUUUGCUGGUUUUGAGCCCAUCAACUGCCAUAAAACUUUACGGAAUAAGACAAAAAGGAUCAACAAGCUGCGGACGUCAAAUGGUGAAUCUCUAAAUUGGACAUGAGGAACCCCAGGAGUUAUAUGUAUAGCUGAUUUAUUAGCUAAAGUUAACUUCAUGUCUCUGUUCGCAGUCCAUUCUAUGAGUUUUUGAUUAAACAUAUCGUGCUAAAAAGUGCCUUGAACUUGUUUUUAUUUUUCAUGUAACAUUCUAUCAAUUGACAUCUUCGUGUCCUAUCCCUUUGGUCUCUGUAAAUGUUGAACAGUGUUGUUUUCGUCAACAAUGACGACAACGAAAAUAUUUCGUCAAGGAACACUUUUUUCAUGACUAUAACGAGUUGAUAACGAGCUAAAAACGUGUUUUGGAAAACUAAAACAAGACUCGUGCCAGUUUUCAUAUGAUGAGACCACAAUGUACCAGUUUCUGUCACGUUCACAAUUUGACAUUUUAUGUGUAGUUAGCCUGCAUUUUGAAUACAUGUACUGUAUAUGAAAUAUAC
Molecule: messenger RNA, 1409 nt
Organism: Corythoichthys intestinalis (scribbled pipefish)
Lineage: Eukaryota; Metazoa; Chordata; Actinopteri; Syngnathiformes; Syngnathidae
Gene: mrps18c
Product: mitochondrial ribosomal protein S18C
Exons: 6
Coding region: 59-445 (128 amino acids)
Biological process (GO): mitochondrial translation
Cellular component (GO): ribosome; mitochondrial small ribosomal subunit
Molecular function (GO): structural constituent of ribosome; small ribosomal subunit rRNA binding
Source: RefSeq, a predicted model, not a curated record